AUGGCGCCCCCAAACCAACUCGGCAAACGCAUGAAAGGCGUCCAAAUCAGCCGACCCUUCAUCUACGGCACGACAGCGCGCCCCUUCGACGACAAGACCAAUCCCAAACCCCCAAACGUGCCCGACGGCCACACGCACUCGUGGCAGGUAUUCAUCAAGGGCGUGGACGACACGGAUAUUACGUAUUGGCUUCGGAGGGUGCAGUUUAAACUUCACGAGUCGAUCCCGAAUCAUGUGCGGAUGGUCGAAGGCGAAAAAGGCAAACCCUUCGUCGUCAACGAAACCGGCUGGGGCGAAUUCGAAAUCACAAUAAAACUCUACUACUCGAGCGAAUCCGGCGAAAAAGCCCAAACCCUCUACCACCACCUCCGCCUCCACCCGUACGGCAAAAACGACGAGGAAAAAGCCCGCUCGCGCCAACCCGACGGCGCCAUCAUCGCGUGGAACUACGAAGAGCAGCUCUUCAACGAGCCCUACGAGGUAUUCUACAACCUGCUCACGUCGGGGGCGCAUGCACGCGCCGGACAAGCACCAGGGGGGAAGGGCGCCGCGAGUAAGAAGCCGGCGGCGGUGGAUCCGGCCUCGGGGAUUGUGUAUGAGAGGUCGGCGCUGGUGCCGCUGCACCUAACGGCCGAGCAGCCAUUUUCCAAAGAAACAGAAGACAUUGAGCGGGAGAGGAUUAGUAAAGCAUUGGAGAAGGUCAUGGGGUGGAUCGACGAGACGAAGACGGCGAAUGCGGAGAAGGAGAAGAGGUUGGCGGAGUUGAAGGCGGAGAAUGCGGCGGCGGCGGAGGCGCUGGCGAAGAAGGCGGGGACGUAG
Scedosporium apiospermum is the source of this 819-nucleotide messenger RNA. Its product is annotated as Protein AF-9-like protein. The coding region runs from base 1 to 819 and encodes 272 amino acids. Gene Ontology annotation, biological process: regulation of DNA-templated transcription. The transcript has 2 exons. NCBI's taxonomy places the organism in Eukaryota, Fungi, Ascomycota, Sordariomycetes, Microascales, Microascaceae. The record is from RefSeq and is a predicted model, not a curated record.